AUGCUUGCUAGGAAGGAGGAGGAGAACCUUGCUGCGAGGGCUUCCACGUCUAGAAGCCAUAAAUGGGAUCAUAUCCCUGAUGUAGUUUGGAAUAGAAUCUGGUCUAUUCAAUCCCUUCCUAAAAUCAAAGCUUUGCUGUGGCGCUCUUGUAAUGAAGCUUUGGCUACUGGAGCGGGGCUUCAGGCUCGUCAUGUGAACAUCGAUCCAAGCUGUUCUAAAUGUGGUUUUCAGCCUGAAAAUGGUGACCAUAUUCUCUUCGAUUGCCCCUUUGCUCGAAAUGUUUGGUUCGGUAGUCCUCUUCAAUUCUCUCCUCCUGAAAGGCCGAGCUUGGUGGAUUGGAUUUAUAGCUGGAAUGUUUGGUUCAAGCAAGAUAAAAAGAUGGCUCGAGAAGCUAUCUCUAGAGCUUCUUUCAUUUGUUGGUACCUUUGGCGUGCCCGAAAUGAGCAGGUGUUUAAUGGCAAGACUUGGGAUCCAUCAGAUGUGCUUCAAAUGGCUGACAAAGCUUUCGUGGAGUUUUCUAAUGCUGUCCGAUUUUCAGGGGGUGCUUCAAACUCCUCUUCGGUUGGCUUGGGGAACGAUAGUUCUCAUCGAUGUUCUUUUUGGACUCCCCUGCCAAUGGGCUCGGUUAAAGCAAAGCGUGAUGCGGCUUUCCUUCUUGAGACAAGUAGGGGAGGACUGGGAAUUAUUUUUAGAGACCAUUCUGGUGCUUUGGUUAAGGCUCGUUCCAUCCCUAUUGUUCUUGGUUCGAUCAUCCAGGGAGAACUGUUGGCGAUUCGUGAUGCUCUACUUUUGGCUUUAGAGCUGGGAUAUGAUAAUCUUGUGGUGGAAUCGGAUAGCUUGGAUGCUAUUCUUUUUGUUGAGGGGUCAAAGUCCCCAGGGUGGGAAGUGGAGGACUUAGUAGUGGACGUGACUACGCUAAGGACUUCUUUUUCCUCUGUUAUCUUCUCUUUUGUUCCUAGGGCUAUGAACUGUGUCUCGGAUGCUCUAGCAAGGAAGGCGCUGUCUAUUGGGUACAUGACAGAUUGGCCAAACUCCAUUCGGUGGCUUCAGGACCUUUGUGUGAUUGAUGCCACUGGUUGUACUCACCCCUCUCAUCAAUAA
Telopea speciosissima is the source of this 1101-nucleotide messenger RNA. RefSeq lists its product as uncharacterized. Bases 1 to 1101 code for a protein of 366 amino acids. The transcript has a single exon. The record is from RefSeq and is a predicted model, not a curated record. NCBI's taxonomy places the organism in Eukaryota, Viridiplantae, Streptophyta, Magnoliopsida, Proteales, Proteaceae. Gene Ontology annotation, molecular function: RNA-DNA hybrid ribonuclease activity; nucleic acid binding.